Gossypium raimondii (Peruvian cotton) is the source of this 1050-nucleotide messenger RNA. RefSeq names its product glycine-rich cell wall structural protein. Bases 1 to 1050 code for a protein of 349 amino acids. The transcript has a single exon. Lineage: Eukaryota; Viridiplantae; Streptophyta; Magnoliopsida; Malvales; Malvaceae. The record is from RefSeq and is a predicted model, not a curated record.
AUGGGGUCUAAAUUGGCUUAUAAAAGCACUUGGGAUGUUAGAACUAUCAUGAACCAAGUUAAAACUCCAACAAUGAGUGUUACUAAAAGUGUUGUCUUGUUAUCUUUACUUUGUUUUAAUGUGUUUUUAGUGAAUGCGAUUGUUAAAAAUGUGGUGAAUAUGAAAGAGGAGGAAGAGAAGAAAUUAAUACAGGGAAAUGGCUUUGGAGCUUGGGACAAGGGUAGGUUCUAUGGUGGGCAUGGUGUAGCUAGAGGUGGUAUUGGUGGAACUGGAAAUGGAGUUGGUUUUGGUGGAACUAGAACUAGUGUAGUUGGAGGUGGUAUUGGAGCUGGAACUGGAUCUGAUGGAGCUGGAGCUGGAGCUGGAAUUGGAAUUGGUGGUGGUGGAACUGGAAUUAAAAAAGGAGAUGGAGUUGGAGCUGAAGGUGGAAUUGGUGGAGCUGGUCGUGGUGGAACUGGUGGAGCUAGAGGAGCUGGUGGUGGUGGAACUGGAACUGGAAUUGGUGGUAGUGGAGCUGGAGCUAGAACUGGAUCUGGUGGAGCUGGAGCUGGAAUUGGAAUUGGUGGUGGUGGAACUGGAACUAAAAAUGGAGAUGGAGUUGGAGUUGGUUAUGGAGCUGGAGGUGGAACUGGAACUGGAACUGGUGGUGGUGGUGGUGGAUCUGGAACUGGAACUGGUGGUGGUGGUGGUGGAUCUGGAACUGGAACUGGUGGUGGUGGUGGUGGAACUGGAACUAGAGCUGGAACUGGUGGAAUUGGAACUGGAAUUGGUGGUGGUGGAAUUGGAACUGGUGGUAGUGGAGCUGGAACUGGAACUGGAACUGGAAUUGGAAUUGGUGGUGGUUUUGGAGCUAGUUUUGGUUUUCGUCGCAGUGGAGUUAGAGCUAGUUUCGGAGUUGGUUUUGGUUUGGGUCGUGGUGGAACUGAAACUGGAGCUGGAGCUGGAACUGGAAGUGGUGGAGCUAGUGGAGUUGGAAAAGCUAGUGGUGGUGGAACUGGUGGAGUUGGAGCUGAAGGUGAAAACGGCGGUGGUGAAAAUAGAUACCAUUGA